AUAGGCACAGUCUGAGAAGAGGGGUGGGAAGGAGGAUAAAAAAGAUUUGCCCCAGCUCUCUGGAAGUUCACUAUUUUGGUGAAAAGAGGAGAGAGGGAGGCAUUACAGGAACAAACACAAAAACGGGAAACAAUGGCAAACUGUGCAGAGGGGCAGGUAAAUGUGCUGUGGAAUUGGAGGGGAAGGAGAGUUCAUUUCCUAGAGAAGUAGGUUUUGAAACACCGGUGAGGAAAAGGCUUUCUAGACAGCCACUGGAGAGGCGACACAUAAGUAGGAAAGUGCCUAUUGGUUUGCAGAACUGACACUAGAUCCUUGUGGUUCGUGGAAGUAGGAGGGUGUCCAAUGAGGAUUAAGACGAGAAAGGUUGGGCCAGGUUAUGGAGGCUACAAGUGCCUAUAAGAUAUGGAUAUGAUUUUGUGAAUAAAGUUUUCGAUUGGAGUGAUAUAACAACACUUAUGUUUUGAAGAAGGGGCUUCUGGCUGUGCAGGCACUUUACUUCACAGGUAUCUUUCAGAUGAAGGCAUUGAAGCUUGCACAAGUUCUCCUGACAAAGUCAAUGUAAAUGACAUCAUCCUGAUUGCUCUCAAUACAGACUUAAGAACAAUUGGCAAGAAAUUCCUCCCCAGUGACAUCAAUGGUGGAAAGGUAGAAAAGCUUGAAGGUCCAUGUGUUUUGCAAAUUCAAAAAAUUCGCAAUGUUGCUGCACCGAAGGACAACGAAGAAUCUCAGGCUGCACCAAGAAUGCUGCGUUUGCAGAUGACUGAUGGGCAUAUAAGUUGCACAGCUGUGGAAUUUAGUUAUAUGUCAAAAAUAAGCCUGAACACACCACCUGGAACUAAAGUGAAGCUCUCAGGCAUUGUGGAUAUAAAAAAUGGAUUCCUGCUCUUGAAUGACUCUAACACCACAGUUCUUGGUGGUGAAGUAGAACACCUUAUUGAGAAAUGGGAGUUACAAAGAAGCUUGUCAAAACACAGUAGAAGUAAUAUUGGAACUGAAGGUGGACCACCUCCUUUUGUGCCUUUUGGACAGAAGUGCAUAUCUCACGUCCAAGUGGAUAGUAGAGAACUUGACCGAAGAAAGACAUUGCAAGUUACAAUGCCUGUCAAACCGACAAAUGAUAAUGAUGAAUUUGAAAAGCAAAGAACUGCUGCUAUUGCAGAAGUUGCAAAGAGCAAAGAAACCAAGACAUUUGGAGGAGGUGGUGGUGGUGCUAGAAGUAAUCUCAACAUGAGUGCUGCUGGUAACCGAAAUAGAGAAAUUUUACAAAAAGAAAAGUCAACCAAAUCUGAGGGGAAACAUGAAGGCGUCUAUAGAGAACUGGUUGAUGAGAAGGCUCUGAAACACAUAACAGAAAUGGGCUUCAGUAAAGAAGCAUCGAGGCAAGCUCUUAUGGAUCAUGGCAACAACUUAGAAGCAGCACUGAAUGUACUUCUUAACAGCAAUAAACACAAACCUGUUACAGGACCACCUCUGAGAGGUAAAGGAAAAGGAAGGGGGCGAAUAAGAUCUGAAGAAGAAGAGGAACUGGGAAAUGCAAGACCUUCGGCACCAAGCACAUUAUUUGAUUUCCUGGAGUCUAAAAUGGGGACAUUGAGUGUGGAAGAACCUAAAUCACAGCCGCAGCAGCUUCAUCAGGGACAACACAGAUUGUCAAAUACUGAGCAAAAUGGAAUAAAAGAUAAUAAUCAACCAAGAUAUGUUCCUCGAAAUGAUACCAGACAGCCAAGAAAUGAGAAACCUCCUCGUUUUCAAAGAGACACCCAAAAUUCAAAGUCAAUUUUAGAAGGCAGUGGAUUACCUAGAAACAGAGGUUCUGAAAGACCAAGUACUUCUUCGGGAUCUGAUGUGUGGGCUGAAGAGAGAAUCAAGUGUGAUAGACUCUAUUCUAGAUAUGACAGAACUAAAGAUACUUCAUACCCUUUAAGUUCUCAGCACAAUGAUGGUGCUUUUAAAAAAAGGGAUAACUCUAUGCAAAGCAGAUCAGGAAAAGGUCCAUCCUAUGCAGAGGCAAAAGAAAAUCCACUUCCUCAAGAAUCCACUGAUUAUAAUAAUCAAAAACGUGGGAAAAGAGAAAACCAAACAACAAAUCCUGAUCAUUUUUACGACAGGAAACCACGAACAAUAAAUAAUGAAACUUUCAGUGGUGUAAAAAUUGAAAAACAUUUUAACAUAAAUACUGAUUUCCAGAAUCCUGUCCGAACUAAUAGUUUCAUUGGUGUUCCAAAUGGAGAGACAGACGUGCCACUAAAGGGCAGGCGAAUAGGACCUAUUAAGCCAGCAGGACCCAUCACAGCUACACCCUAUGAUGAUAAAGUAUUUUACAAUAGUGGGCCCAAAAGAAGAUCUGGGCCAAUUAAACCAGAAAAAAUACUAGAAUCAUCUAUUCCUAUGGAGUAUGCAAAAUUGUGGAAACCUGGAGAUGAAUGUUUUGCACUUUAUUGGGAAGACAACAAGUUUUACCGAGCAGAAGUUGAAGCUCUCCAUUCUUCAGGUAUGACAGCGGUUGUUAAAUUCAUUGAUUAUGGAAACUAUGAAGAGGUGCUACUAAGCAACAUCAGGCCCAUUCAGACAGAGGCAUGGCUCCAGGGGAGCUGGAAAUGCACAGGAGGAAUCAGAAGACCUGGGUCGAGUCCCGGCUCUGCCACUUACUACCUAUGUGACUCUGGGAGGAAGAAGGCACCUAUGACCAAACGCUUGAGUUCCGUAGAGGAGGUGAUGGCCAGCCAAGAAGAUCCACUCGGCCCACGCAGCAGUUUUACCAACCUCCCCGGGCCCGGAACUAAUAUGAGAAGAGCCUUUGUGAAGAAAGGAGCCAUUGACUGAAACAUCCUGGUGAAGCCCUGUUGAUAGACCUCCUACUUUCCCUUCAGAAUAAGGUGCAGCCGUGAUGAAUAUUGUUAUUGAAGAAUGGAAAAGCAGAUUUUAGAGGGGAAACAAUCCAGCUCAUACAAAGAAUGGGAAAAAAUACUAAGUUAACUAGAGCAAGUACCUUUUACAAGUGAAUGAGAAUUUUUUUCUUCUGCCAUCAAUAAAACCAAUGCGCUGUUAUAUA
Zalophus californianus (California sea lion) is the source of this 3052-nucleotide messenger RNA. It is a transcript of the gene TDRD3, whose product is annotated as tudor domain containing 3. Bases 742 to 2823 code for a protein of 693 amino acids. Gene Ontology annotation, cellular component: nucleus. The transcript has 15 exons. Lineage: Eukaryota; Metazoa; Chordata; Mammalia; Carnivora; Otariidae. The record is from RefSeq and is a predicted model, not a curated record. Gene Ontology annotation, molecular function: protein binding.